Symbiodinium natans is the source of this 801-nucleotide messenger RNA. Lineage: Eukaryota; Dinophyceae; Suessiales; Symbiodiniaceae. The record is from the annotation of a GenBank genome assembly.
AUGACCCCCUUGCUGAACGUAUCCUGCGGGCCGCGCAUCUUCCACCCGACGUGCGUGGACGUCAAUAUGAUCCGAUUCAGCACCUAUGCCCGCGAGAUGCAAAAUACCAUCGUCCACAUUGACACUUUUGGGGGCGAAGGCACCUGGACAAACUUCGUGUUCAAUCUGCAUCUAUCCGACAGUUUCGAUGACACAGGCACAGCGUUCUGGAAGGAGGUUGGGGCAAGCAUCUCUGCUCGACCAAGAAGUGGGGAGUCGAAAGGAACGAGGACAUUUCACAGGCAGGUGCGGCGCAUGCAGGACAUGCUGUCGUAUGGACGUGAUCAGCUGUUAGCCUGGCGGGAACACGAGAAGUUUCCGGGGGUCAAUGUCCUCAACGACUCCGACCCGACGGGACACCUGCAGCUGCUGGCCUAUGUGCCCUUCCGCCUGAACACUGCUGUGCUGUGGCGUUCCGACGUCUUUCACAGCCCGGCCUUCGACCCUGCCAGCCACGCACGCCUCAGCAGCGAUCCGGCGACGUCGCGGACGCUCCUGCAGGCCUUCCUGGGCACGCAUCCCCUCCGCCAGCGGCCCCUCCACAACUCUGGGGUGGAGUUUCCCAGGACUGCCAGCAGCCAGCGCCCUUUGACCGAGCCCCCCGAGCCGCCACAUCCAAGCCCAAGGCGGGCCGCUCACGAGGCAGCAGCCCUGGCGGUGCAGCGCCGACAAACUUCUGGAAAGCUGCUGGCCCUCUUGGCUGGGCUCCUGGGAGUCUGCUUCCUCCUGUGCCUGGGAAGCCUAAAGCUGGUCCUGGCCUAG